AUGAGAAGAAAGAAAAAUGGACGAGGGAGAAAAAGAGUGAAGAAAAAGGAAAUCGGAGCGGGAGCGGGAAUGGAAACACAAACCAAACCGAGUUUUCCAAAUAUUCCAGAGGAAGUUGUCAUCGAAAUUCUCUCAAGACUUCCCCUCAAAUCUCUUUCUCGAUUCACUUGCGUUUCCAAACAAUGGCGUUCUCUGGUUUCCGCCAUCUUUGCCAAGACAUCCAGAAGGAAGAUGGUUCUCGUCCAAUCCAUUUUAACGUCAGGUACCCUUAUGUUCCACUCCAUCGAUGAAGAGUCUCGCGUGAAACGAGUUGGUAGACCAUGGAAAAAGAUUACGUCUCGUUAUAACCCAGAAAUCUACGGCUCGUGUAAUGGCUUGUUGCUUUUGAAUAUAGAUGAUGACUUGUUCUUGUGGAAUCCCGUCACGCCAUAUUUUAAGAAAGUGUUGUCAUACAAUCCCCUUGGCGAUCGUGGGUUUCUGCGUGGUUUCUGGGCUUUGCUACGACUCUUCGACCAAUGA
Molecule: messenger RNA, 519 nt
Organism: Rhododendron vialii
Lineage: Eukaryota; Viridiplantae; Streptophyta; Magnoliopsida; Ericales; Ericaceae
Product: F-box/kelch-repeat protein At3g23880-like
Exons: 1
Coding region: 1-519 (172 amino acids)
Molecular function (GO): protein binding
Source: RefSeq, a predicted model, not a curated record